GCGUGCCCAGGUUUGCUGGUUGUAAGAUGCACGUGCGUGGUCUUGUGUGGUUGUAUCUUCACCCCAGCGUGGAGUUAUUAGAAGGGGGUUUCCUGUGCUCUGGUGAAAGGUGGUGGGGUGGGACCCCGUUUGGGUGAAGGAGUGUUUACAAAUCAAAAGGCUCUUCCCCAGCACCUCUAACUGAGGAAAGAUUGUAUGUGUGCCUUCAAACUUCAAAAUUAGCCCUCCAGAUCUAGCUUCUGAUGGAGCAAAAAAAAAAAUAUAAACUGUGACACGGAGGGAAAGUAUAAUCACUUUUUUUUUUUUAAUGGCGCCCCCAAAGCACUGCUUAAACGACCUUUCCUGAAUCAUGACUACAAAUAAAACAGCUUAUGCUAAAAUGCAAUUCUGGCUGGUUAUCCAGAGUUUACUCCCCUUUCCAAGUUUAUUUAAAGAGAAAUUAGAUCCGGGCGUUUAUGUUGGGACUCGAGGAUAAUUCUCAAUCUCGUGCCUGCUCUUUGCCCUCUCCCUCCUCCAUCCAAAUGACAUACACCUUUGUCACACAGACGUUGUUGUGGAUUUCAAUAGAGUUAAUUUCUUAAUAGAAAAUGAGUGGUGAAUAGGAAGACUCUUGAGCCAGGAGAAAGCUCAUUGUGUAAAGAGGAAGCAUGUGUGUGUUAUCAAAACACAUAGGUUAUCUAAAAUAAAUUUAGAGUUUUAAACGUAAUUUGGACCACAUCUCAUAUCUGAGAUCUCUUGUUUGGAAGAAGAGAGAAGUGUGUAAAUUGUCCCGUAACUGAUAUAGACAAGCGUGUGUUGGAAAAAGGGAAGAGGUGGUGAUUUCCUUAGUAAAAGUCAGGGAGGAGCUGACAGGUGUUGUGAACAGCCAUGAGUGCAAACCUUAACUCUUGUCUCUAUCCUGGGCUUCCUCAGGAGUUAGGAUCUGGCUGUUCUGGAGUUUUGUUUUAUGUGUUGGUUUUUUUUUUUUAAGUUUUUGUGGUUGUUGAUGGGGGGUGUUUUGGUAUAUUUUGUGUUUGAGUCAUUUUGUAGGACAUCAGAGACCUUAGUGGGAAUGUUUAGACUCACUAAAUUAAGGAAAGACUAGAGCUUUAAAUAAAUUAUGACAGAAGAGAUGUAUUGGUGUGUGAUGCUAUGUACAGUUCUGUGUAAGCGGCAUUCAGCUUUUGAACUGUUUUCAAAAAACCUGGCCUGCCUCACUGAUGUAUAGCCAUUCUAGUAAUACGAUAUGAAUGUACUUUAAUCAGUCAUGAGAAUGAGCUAGACGUUCGAAAGACUUAAACAAUGAUAGCCAUUGACUUCUCCUCCUCCCAAGAACUGAUCAGUUAGUAAACAACUGCUUGUGUUUAAGGCUGGGUUUCAAAGAGUUAAUGUCCUUCUAAUGGGAAGCUACUUGUCCAGGAUAUUCUGGAGUCUGUCUUUCAUCUUAAGUCAUUUUUAAAGAUAAAACUCAUCUUCCAUUGACAACACUAGGCAAAACUAUGGAAGGACUGGAAAGAAUCAACAGAGAAACUGAGUCAGUCAAGACUGAAGUUGAAGAAGAGCAGAAGAGGCUGCCUCAGUUUACUUCAGCACUUGAAGAGCUAUUGCGAAGCCCUGUGGCCUCCAUUCGUGGCACAAGUGUGAGAGAAGAUUUUCCCGAAGGUAGCCUGCUCCAGAAGGACAAGCGGGAGGAGCCACCCAAGAACAGAGAGGGUCAGCCUGGAAAGCAUGCGGGGGACCACGCGUGUCCGGCAGCCGAUCUUGAAUGUGAUCCUUUGUUCAAUUAUUCUGCAGGGCCAAUGGGGACAUCUGAAGCAAAGCAGGGUGACACUGAUACCCAGCAUUUCUGCCACCUGAAAAAAUCUGUGGGUGAAAAUUGCCACAAGUCCCAGGAGAGCCAGAGACCUUGUGUCUCACCAAUAAGAAUUAAAAUAAAUCUUCAAGAUUCUGAUGAAGAUGACCUUGUGAUAGAUGUAUCUCCGGUCAUGCCUACUUCUAAAAAAUCUAGACCAUUUAGAGGCUUCAAAUACCAGACUAUAGAUGAAAGGGUACAUAUAAUGCCCCUGGAGGAGAGAAACCUUCAAAUUAGUGGCACAGAAGAGGAAAGAGUAGAUAAAACCCAACUAGCUGUGCAAAUAGCUGAUGAUGGUAGCAGACUAGAACCACCCAAAUCGCUCACGAACACCUCACUAGAUGUUAAAAGUAACAUAAACAUGUAUGGUGUUAAAAACCACAUUUCUAGGAUGGGAAGCUUUGGUGGUGAGAAAAAGCAUGUCUGUAUUUCAGAAGAAAGUAUAUGUUGUGCACUUCUCAGGGACAAAGAAACACAGAACACAAGUCAUAAUGCAAGUUGUCCAAAGAGGAAAAACCAUGUAAAAACAAUUUAUGAUACUCAAAAAGAAACCGAAUGUCAGUAUUCAGCAAGCCAGCCGCAAAGUGCUUACUCAGAUGAGCACGCAAAAGGCAGUGUGCUGAGCGUGCGAGGCGGUAGUCAAGACUUCACUACUUUUGAAGACAGCAAAUUAGUGGAAUUUGAUUUUGAUAAGGAGCGUCCUGAAGCUGACACUCCCUCUGAUUCUGGUGACACUGUGAAGGAAUGUCUUCGAAUUUUCAAUGAGUUCACCGAAAGUCAAGCUCAGAGGGGAGAGGCUGCUAAGCAGGCUGGCCAGUUUUCUUUACCCUUCUUUUACUAAAUCUAAAGGAAUUUCCCUUAAGUACAUAUUCUCUGUAUUCUAAACGCUAUAGGAUAUAUUCACACAGACACACACACAACACAUAUAUAUGUUCUACUACUUGUGAUCAAUAAUAUAUUGGAAUGACAAAGCAAAAGCCUUGAUAAUUGGCAAUAGUGUCUUGCAGAUUUGACAGUAUCCGGAGGCCUUGUUAUUACAUACAGUAAUGUAUAGUUGAUUUCCCAAAUUAGAGGAAUCUUUUAUAGGAAUCUCUGCAUAUCAGAUUAUCCAAAUUAAAUUAUUUCUUGUGAAUUGUUUCUUAGUAAGUUGUCCAGUAUUUCGUAGCUUGGAUCCCUGUGGCUCUUCAGGAAACAUGCUGGAUUUACCUUUCCUAUGCUGAUAUUGGAUGAUUCUUAUCUUUAUCUCACUAGGCUUCAGGAAAGCAAAUGAAAUUAGAUAUGCUGUAUUACCAAAACAUUCCUGGACCAAAAAGGAGAAUCGCACACAUUGCCAAGUUUGACGUUCCAACCAGUAAAGAGAUCAUUAGCCCAUUCAGGGGACCAGUUCCCCUAGUUAGUCCCACCGGCAUCCUUCCGGCUCAGCAGCAGGCAGUGCAGAUAAUAGCUGCCGUUAGGAGUGGGCAGGCUUUUGUUGCUGCCACUUCGGAACAGAAGAAAAACGCAUUAGCAUGUCCAGCCUCUCAGACCCAGAGGAAAGCCUCAGGAGAAAAUUCACUUCCAUCAAACAGCUUUGAUCUGGAUGUAGUUCUUUCGAGGGAAAACGCAGCUGCAAAGCCAAGCAGGUCACACGUUCCCGUGAAGAGCAUUGCUGCUUCCCCUGGAAAG
This is a messenger RNA of Equus caballus (horse), 3496 nucleotides long. Lineage: Eukaryota; Metazoa; Chordata; Mammalia; Perissodactyla; Equidae. The record is from RefSeq and is a predicted model, not a curated record.